AUGUUCCCUUCAAUAAUUCUCAGAUAUCCUUUCAAGCCUCUCCUUAGGCACUAUGAAAACAAGUCCCAUCGUGAAGGUGAUAUGGAAAACGCUCAGUUCUGCCGCCUACUACAGCUUCCGAGGACCGGCAUUCUCCUCCUAUCAAAAAAGAAACUCUGGCAGCCCGUUGAAAGGUACGUCCAGAUGGGCUUCAAGCUACGCUUCUGCACCCAGCGUGAAAUCUACCUUCAAGCCAAGCAUGACAUGCUCUACGAGAAAAUCAACGAAAACCCAUCAACAGGAGACACUUCCACUUGGGUGAAUGAGAUGCAGGCCUACAAAACGGAACUCAAGUCUUUGAACGAAGCAAUCUGCAACCUGGAACGAGAGACGCAUCGCUGUAUGAGUACAAUUCCCGACGGUCCCCUGAAGCGGAUGCUAUGUGCACAUGAAGAAAAGGAGAAUUGGUAUCUGUCGAAGUUUCUGCGCGAGGAAUGUACGCGCUCCGGGGGAUGCUGUGGCCGGGAUUGCGGAUGCUGCGAGAAACUGAGAAAUGAUAAGCGUCCGCUCCAUAGAAGCCAUUGUACUUCGAUGUGCCUAUGCUGUGAAAAGGCAAGGGAGUAUCCUAUCAACGUUGAUAAAUAUGAGGAUGACCCGAUGAUCGUGGAUGUCUUUCUUCGCGGCUGGCGCGAGUUCUCCCAUUCCUAUGCGGGAAAAUGGGUGAAUGCUUAUGUCUUUGGAUUUAAAACCCUUGGAUCCCAGGCAGCUUAG
This is a messenger RNA of Aspergillus welwitschiae, 750 nucleotides long. RefSeq lists its product as uncharacterized. Lineage: Eukaryota; Fungi; Ascomycota; Eurotiomycetes; Eurotiales; Aspergillaceae. Bases 1 to 750 code for a protein of 249 amino acids. The transcript has a single exon. The record is from RefSeq and is a predicted model, not a curated record.